Myripristis murdjan (pinecone soldierfish) is the source of this 4548-nucleotide messenger RNA. It is a transcript of the gene hfm1, whose product is annotated as helicase for meiosis 1. The coding region runs from base 55 to 4548 and encodes 1497 amino acids. NCBI's taxonomy places the organism in Eukaryota, Metazoa, Chordata, Actinopteri, Holocentriformes, Holocentridae. The transcript is spliced from 39 exons. Gene Ontology annotation, molecular function: nucleic acid binding; ATP binding. The record is from RefSeq and is a predicted model, not a curated record.
GUGGGGUCACCACCUCAUCCCUAAUAUUACAAAAUCACAGAUGCCGGUGAUGAGAUGCUGGACUCAGAUGACUGCACCUUGUCCCUGGACAAUCUGUUUUUUGAGAGACCUAUCGUCCACAAAGUAAAGCCGCUGCACCAAGAGGCUGGUGCAUGGCAGCUGGAAGUGCCUCCAUCUUUCUCUCAGAUCCCAGGCACUCAGGAUAUCCAGAAGGAGGCAGAGUCUCUCUCAUCAUUGUACAAUUUCUCACAGAACCCCAAGAAAUCCCUGCCUACCCUUAAACGGUCAGCUGACUUUAAGGUCCUCACAUCAGACAUUACAAAUUCUCAGAGCUUCAGCAAUGAUGACAAAGAGGUAGAGGAGAGCCAGGGCAACAGUGGCAGCAGCAGUAGGUGUGAUGGCCUUUGGGGAGGUGAAAGGUUCAUGGAUUAUUCCCAGGAUGCCUGUCAGAGUGGCAGAGGUGGAGAUGAAACCCCGCUGGUUUCUGGUCAUGCGGUCAUCAGCAGGAGAUGUUUGUCGGUGGACUUCAGCCAAAGCCCACCUCUACGCAGAAGUUUGUUCAAGCCCUUGAGGGGUCAGGUGUUGAACAGUGGAGGCGACUUGUCAAACACAAAUGACCUCAGCAGCAGCCAGACAGCAUCCAGACCUCAAACUUUCCUCAGUCAGGUUACCAUGGUGACAGAGCCUCCUCCUCUUCAGCCACCACCGGCGACGGCUAGCCAGGCAGCUCCUCCUUUCUCCCCCAAGCCCCCCUUCCCCCUCCUUCCUCUGGGCUCAUCUGCAGCAAGUGGCCGACCCCCGCAGCAGGCAGCACAUGUAGAGAUGCAGGACAAGGGCACAAAGAGAGCCCUCGUUCCGCCCAUGACGCCUCAGCCACUCCACAUACAAGGGUCUUUUGGGUCUGGCAUUUUGCGACCAGUCUCUGAAAUCCCAGCUAAGUUCAGAUCUGUCUUCAAAGAGUUCCCCUUUUUCAACUAUGUUCAGUCCAAAGCCCUGGAUGACGUUCUUUAUACAGGUAAGAACUUUGUGGCCUGCGCUCCAACUGGAUCUGGUAAAACAGUGCUGUUUGAACUGGCCAUCAUCCGCCUGCUAAUGGAGACCUCAGAGCCCUGGAGAGAUGUCAAGGCUGUCUAUAUGGCUCCCAUCAAAGCUCUUUGCAGUCAGCGCUUUGAGAGCUGGAAGCAGAAGUUCGGUCCCCUGGGGCUGAACUGUAAAGAACUGACAGGCGACACAGAGAUUGAUGACUUCUUUGAGAUUCAAGAUGCCCACAUCAUCAUGACCACGCCUGAAAAAUGGGACAGCAUGACAAGGAAAUGGAAGGAAAACUGUCUGCUGCAGCUGGUCAGACUCUUCCUCAUCGAUGAGGUGCAUGUUGUCAAAGAUGCGAUACGUGGAGCCACUCUGGAAGUGGUGGUGAGUCGGAUGAAGGCUGUGCAUGCCUACAGGACAGCAGAAAACCCACAGCCUGACCUUUCUAUGAGGUUUUUGGCAUUGUCAGCCACUAUACCCAACAUCUCUGAUAUAGCAGACUGGCUGUGUAGUGAGAGCGGUCCAGCCACAUAUCUGGAAAUGGAUGAGAGUCACCGUCCAGUGAAGCUGAGGAAGGUGGUGUUGGGAUUUCCCUGCAACCCAAACCAAACAGAGUUCAAGUUUGACUUGUCACUCAACUACAAGAUGGCCAAUGUCAUACAGACUUACUCAGACCAGAAGCCUACACUUGUGUUUUGCUCCACAAGGAAAGGAGUCCAGCAGUCAGCCACAGUUCUGGCCAAGGACACUAGGUUCAUCAUGAGCUUUGAGCACAAACAAAGGUUAAUGAAAUAUGCAAACUCUAUCCUGGAUUCAAAACUGAGAGAUCUGGUGAUGCAAGGAGUUGGUUACCACCAUGCUGGAGUUGACAUAUCAGAUAGGAAGCUUGUAGAGGAGGCCUUCACUAUGGGAGACCUAUCUGUCCUGUUUACCACGAGCACCCUGGCCAUGGGGGUGAACCUGCCAGCUCAUCUGGUGGUGGUCAAGUCCACCACGCAUUAUGUCUCAGGAUCUUGCGAAGAGUACAGCGAGGCUGACAUCCUGCAGAUGAUUGGCCGAGCUGGAAGACCACAGUUUGAUACAUCAGCGACUGCAGUGAUUAUGACCAAGUCUCAGACGAGAGACAAGUACAUGAAGCUUAUGAAUGGGAUGGAAAUCAUUGAGAGCAGCUUACAUGGCCACCUGGUAGAGCACCUGAAUGCUGAGAUUGUCCUCCAAACCAUCAGCAAUGUCAACAUGGCUCUGGAUUGGAUACGCUCAACUUUCCUCUACAUCAGAGCUCUGAAAAACCCCAGACACUAUGGUUUCUCUGUGGACCUAGACAGAUGUGGAAUUGAAGCAAAGCUGCAAGAACUAUGUCUGAAGAACCUCAACUCUCUGUCCUCCAUUGGUCUGAUCACCAUGGAUGAGGACGUCAACAUCAAACAUACAGAGGCAGGCAGGUUGAUGGCCAGGUACUGUGUCGCCUUUGACACGAUGAAACACUUCACCAAUGUAUCUGGCACUGAGAGUCUGGCCGAACUGAUUGAGCUGGCGUCCAAGGGCGGAGAGUUCAAUGAUAUUCAGCUGAGAACAAAUGAAAAGAGAACCUUGAACACCUUGAACAGGGAUAAGAACAGGAUCACCAUCAGGUAUCCAAUGGAGGGAAAGAUCAGAACCAGUCAGAUGAAAGUGAACUGCUUGAUUCAGGCUCAGCUGGGUUGCAUCUCAGUCCAAGAGUUUGGACUUUCACAGGAGACUGUGAAAAUCUUCAGGAAUGGAAUGCGCAUCAGCAAAUGCUUGUCGGAGUUCCUCAUUCAGCGAUCCAAGAUGGGGUUCUCUGCUGUACUCAGCUCCCUGAUCUUAGCUAAAUGCUUCAGAGCCAAGCUGUGGGAGAACUCACCCUAUGUUUCUAAACAACUGGAGAAGAUAGGCCACACCCUGUCAACUGCCAUGGUGAACGCUGGACUCACCACUUUCAGCAAAAUAGAGGAAACCAACCCCAGAGAGCUUGAGCUGAUUGCCAACAGACAUCCGCCUUUUGGAAAUCAAAUCAGAGAAUCUGUCAUACAUCUCCCCAAGUAUGAAGUUAGUCUGGAACAGCUUCCAAGGUACAGCUAUACUACAGCAGAGAUUGUGGUGAAGGUGAAUCUAAGGAACCAGGAGCAGCUGCUGUCUAAAAGAACAGCUCCAGACCAUCACUACAGCACUCUCAUCAUUGGAGACUCUGACAAUACUGUGGUCUUCCUGCAAAAACUCACGGACUUGGUGCUGUUGAAGUCUGGUAGCUGGUCAAAGAAGAUUGAGGUGUCAAAGCCAUCAAAGGGAGAGGACAUCUGUGUCAAUCUCAUCAGCUCUGAAUACGUGGGCCUGGAUGUCCAGCAGAAGUUCAGUGUGUACUACUCCAGAACUAAGAGAUUUGGGAUUAAUAAUAUACCAUGCAAUCCAUAUAAGAAUCCAUAUAAUCCUAAUGGACAGCCAUCCCAGCCCUCUGCAGUGAAAUCACAGCCUACAGCACAGGCUCACCCACAAACUGGCAAUGCUGCAUCUGUUACAGAACAAGGUCAGUCAGAUUUAGGUAAAAGACAGUGCCACCAUUUCUGCAAGAAUAAGGACACGUGUGGCCACGACUGCUGCAAAAUAGGUGUGGCGGUGGUGCUGAAGAGGUCAGCAAACCAAGACCCCAGUUUCUCCUCCUAUCUCGAAGACCUUAGGAGCAGAAGUGACACACUCAUGCAGACUCCUGUCAAGCGACUCAAGAUGAAGAUGACUGAUGAGUAUGUGCCUGUAAACAUGCAGCAGUUUGCUUACAAACCUAAAGAGACACUACCUACUCUUUCCAGGUAUGGGGGCAAUAAAUCAAUCACUGAGGCUUUAAUGAGACCUCACACAGAGAUUGUGGAUCUGACUGGAGAAGACAGUGCAAGACUGUCAGGCACUGUACACCUGGAAGAGUUUGGCAAUGAUUAUGAUGGUUACCUGGCAGAUAAGUGUGAACUGGUGGGACAAUCUGCCUCUAGUCCUUCUCAUGCUCACCUACAGGAUCCCUCAAUGUGGAAGAAACCUGGAACCAGUAUUGGGGGGAGGCUGAACCCUAGACCUCAUGUAAACCAGAUCAAGAGGACUUACUCUGCUUACUCAGUGUCAGACCAGGCCACCCACUGCGAUUAUGUGCCCUCCUCACAAGCACCAAGUGUUACCUUUGACCUCGGAAAUGAGUGGGAUGAUUGGGACGACUUUGAUGACGAGAACUUGGUGCAUGCCAGUGACACACCGUUGUCGAUUUGUACAUCUAAAGCUAAAACUCAGGUCAAGCAGGCUGCUGAUUACAACAUGCCAAAAGGCUACACCACUUCAUCAGCACCGCCAUGCCUCACUUACACACAACCCAAAUCCUGCUUCACCACUCCCAGACCUCCACUGAGGGGUAUUUCACCCACUGUCAGCCUUGGAAUCAGAAAAGUGGGACCCUCACCACACACAGUCCAACCACACAACAGACUGACAGUUGCCUCUAAUAAAAAGGCAUGUAACAGCUAG